GAUCUGGAGGCUGGUUUUGUUGUUGCUCUGACGUCAGCGCGGGCUACAAUGGAGCUGACAACGUGAUGGGUAUAAAAGCCGGUUUGAAGGCUCGCACUCCGGUGCUCCCAGCUGCUGCUCUGCACCGUGUUAACGUCAGACUGCCGCACGAGGGAGGGCUCCGGCGAUCAAGAUGCACUCUGUGAGCUUCACACCUAUUGUUUUACUACAGCUGACAUUCCUCGCGGUGCUGCAUGGUGCAAAAUGGACGUACAAUGGGCCAGAAGGAGAGCACCACUGGUCCAAACAUUAUCCAUAUUGUGGGGGAGCGUUCCAGUCUCCCAUAGACAUCAAGUCAGAGCUGCUAAGGUUCGACCCAACUUUACGUCCAAUCGAGAUCCAAAACUACAACCUGUUGCCAAAUGAGCAGCUGACACUUGGAAAUAAUGGGCAUUCUGUACAAAUAUCGCUGCCCUCCAAGAUGCACAUCUCCAGCCUGCCUCAUCGCUACACUGCAGCUCAACUCCAUUUCCACUGGGGCUCGUCCAGCAGACCUGCAGGCUCUGAGCACACGGUGAACAGUAAGCAGUAUGCAGCAGAGAUGCAUGUAGUUCACUUCAAUUCAGACAAGUAUCCCAAUAUGUCCAUGGCUGUAGACAAAUCUGACGGCCUGGCUGUGCUGGGUGUCCUGAUCGAGGUUGGAGAGUUCAGUCCGACCUUUGAACAGUUUCUGAGGUUCAUAAACGGUAUUAAAUACAGGGAUCAGCGAGUGCAGGUGCCGGGUUUCAACAUCAGAGCAAUGCUGCCGGCACGUUUGGAUGAGUAUUUCCGCUACGACGGGUCCCUGACUACUCCUCCGUGCUAUCCCAGUGUCCUGUGGACAGUUUUCAGGAAUCAUGUCACAAUUUCUCGAAAACAGUUUUUAGACAUGGCAACAGCCCUCUACUCCUCCCAUGCCCAGGAAUCAUCCCCCGUGCCUCUGAAUGGAAACUUCAGGAGACCACAGCUUGCCGACAGCCGGGUGGUGCUGGUAUCUUUUAAAGAGGGCAGAGGACUGCAAGGUACUUUUACAGUCACAUCUCCCCUCACGAGGAAGCGAAUCGUUCAGCAGCUGCUUGUUGGUGACCUAGCAGACCUCGCUGAUGAAGGGCUCCAUCAACUCCUACCAAGUGGCUCAGAGAAGCUCCAUGGCAAGAAGAAAGACUUCAAGAACCAGCACUCUCCAGCCAAAUCCAAACAACACACGCUCAAUCCAUCUUUGCGGAAGAAGAGCCAGAACCACCACCCUGUGGGAAAGCUUGGGCUGGCUGACGAUGCAUUGUGCUACAUCUCACUGGAGCAGAACGUUUUUAAUCAGCUCAAGCUGUCUCACGCUGAGAAUCAGCUGGUUCAGGCUCUCAGAGAUAAAGCUUUUCCAGAGCUCAAUCUAAAGAGCUACCUGGACUGUAAGUCAGACUUAGCCCUCCCCACUAUCAGAAACAUUCUUCGUGGACGGCCAACAGAUGAGGCUUUCGAGUUAAAUCGCUCCUUAACAAAAGCCUUGAUGAAUAAGCAAAAGACUUCCACAGCAAUUAAACCAAGUGUGCCAGGGAAAAACUAUGGUAUCUUCCCGCUUGCUACUGUUCCCAGGAAACCACACAGCCAGGGUUAUCCUCAUCCUUGGCUUUUGCCAAUGGAGUGGGAAGACUAGAGAGAUUCCUGGCAUAGUUGCAUCUCACAUUAUGUCACUUUGUGUAGCAGACAUGAUUUGUGUGUAACAAAAUGCGAGGCCCUGCAAUUUUUUAACCCAUCUUUCUUACAAAUGUAUUUAACAUUAAAUUAUUUUUUCUACACUUCAUUAUAAUAACAUUUCUAACAGAAAAAGUUGUAACUUACUGUAGUUAUGUUUUUUUUUGCAAAACAUACGCCAAUGCAUAACCAGUCAUCACCAGUGAUUGUGCUCAGUGCUUCAAGCUUAUAUUGUAAUAAUAAAUCAAACUCAAAGUGGAUUUCUGUCACGAAAAUCUACAAAAAUGAGAAACUUUUACUUUCUCACAGUGGGCUUUAGGUCUGUUUGUAUAUGUUGCCUUGCCAUGACUUGUUUUAAAAUAAACUGCUGCAAAGCAUACAUUCCACGCUUAGAGAUUUAUAUACAUCAAGCUACAUAUAGUACAGAAAAUGUCUGCAGAAGAAUAUAUAUAUAAUAUGCAGUACAGCAAGUUCAGUUUUAUAGUGUGGUGAUUAUGGAGCUUUACUAGUAAUUACUGUCUUGCACAGUAUAGAGAUGCAGUUAAACCAAAAGAAUUUGCAAGAGCUUCAGCGCAUUACAUGACAUGCCUUACAAUUUGUUCUUCUCUUCAAAUGUCAUUUACAACAUUAAAGGAACUGAUACUGUUUACGGGAACCUAUUUUCAAUAAAAGCAAUU
Eleginops maclovinus (Patagonian blennie) is the source of this 2384-nucleotide messenger RNA. RefSeq names its product carbonic anhydrase XII (gene ca12). The record is from RefSeq and is a predicted model, not a curated record. The transcript has 9 exons. Gene Ontology annotation, biological process: one-carbon metabolic process. The coding region runs from base 173 to 1669 and encodes 498 amino acids. Lineage: Eukaryota; Metazoa; Chordata; Actinopteri; Perciformes; Eleginopidae. Gene Ontology annotation, cellular component: plasma membrane. Gene Ontology annotation, molecular function: carbonate dehydratase activity; zinc ion binding.